Messenger RNA from Parathielavia appendiculata, 1332 nucleotides. Its product is annotated as glycoside hydrolase family 71 protein. Gene Ontology annotation, molecular function: glucan endo-1,3-alpha-glucosidase activity. Bases 1 to 1332 code for a protein of 443 amino acids. The transcript is spliced from 3 exons. The record is from RefSeq and is a predicted model, not a curated record. NCBI's taxonomy places the organism in Eukaryota, Fungi, Ascomycota, Sordariomycetes, Sordariales, Chaetomiaceae.
AUGAGAUAUGUACUCGCCGCGGCCUUGACGGUCGCAUUCUUCGCACUUCUUCCAGCGCAAGCAGCGAAGGCAGUCUUUUCCCACAUGAUUGUCGGCAACCUCCCCGAUUUUACCCUCUCCGACUGGGAGUCUGACAUCCGACUUGCUCAGUCGUCUCGAAUCGACGCCUUCGCGCUCAACGUCGCCGCCCAAGACUCUUCCACCACCCGCUCGCUCGACCUCGCCUUCCAGGCCGCCGACGCCCUCAAUUUCUCCCUCUUCUUCUCCUUCGACUAUCUCGCCCAGGGUCCCUGGCCCGCCGAUCGCGUCAUCUCUCUCAUCCAGAAGUAUUCCGUCCACAAGUCUUACUUUAGACACGACGACGACACUCGGCCCCUCGUGUCGACGUUUGAAGGGCCUGGCAAUGCAGGUGACUGGCACGCCAUCAAGGUGGCGACCAACGCGUUUUUUGUGCCGAACUGGUCCUCUGUCUCGGCGGCGGAGGCAUUGAAUCUUGCGGGGGGUGUGGCCGAUGGGUUGUUCAGUUGGGAUGCUUGGCCGGAGGGGAAUACGAACAUGACGACGGGGCCUGACAAGGUGUUUCUCGAGGCCCUGAGGCCACGAGGGAAGGUGUACAUGAUGGCGGUGUCACCGUGGUUCUUUACGAACUUGCCUGGAUUUGGGAAGAAUUGGUUGUGGAGGGGGGAUGAAUUGUGGGACAUUCGUUGGCAGCAAGUUCUGGACAUCCAAGCCGAUUUCGUGCAGAUCCUGACGUGGAAUGACUACGGCGAGUCGCAUUACAUUGGUCCGGUUAGGGAGAAGGAGCUGGGUUUGUUCACCACGGCAAACGCGCCAGUGAACUAUGUGCGUUCAAUGACACACGACGGUUGGAGGAAGUUUCUGCCAUUCUACAUCGAGGCAUACAAGACAGGGAGGAUUCCCAACGCAGUGGAAGAGAGCGUCGUCGCAACCUAUCGGACGUCGCCGGCGCUGGCGUGCCCUGGUGGCGGGACGAAGGGGAACAACGGGGAUUUUGGGCAAAAUGAGGUGGCGCCGGAGGAGCUGAUGGACGAUAACGUCUAUUACUCUGCGCUGCUAAACUCGGAUCGGGGAGUCACCGUCACAGUCUCGAUUGGAGGCAAGGAGCAGACAGGCAUUCUGAGCAAGGUCUCUGCUGCGGGCCCCGGAUCCCGCGGAGUCUACAUGGGCGCUGUGCCAUUCGGGGGAAACACGGGGGAUGUGGUAGUGGCGGUGCUAAGGGAUGGCAAGCGGGUUGCAACGGCCGAGGGUGGCAAGGGCAUCUCGGCCAAGUGCGAGAACAAUGUGCAGAACUGGAACGCUGUCGUUGUCUGA